AAAGAAGAAGAGUUUUCUUGGUCCAACUACCUAAAAAUCACCAGAUCACAAGCCGCACCGAAAGAGUUGUUUUCUGGCUCAAUCAAAUCUGAGACAGACUGUGGGUUUGAGGUGGGGAUGAAGUUGGAGGCUGUCGACCGCAUGAAUCCCUCUCUCAUCUGUGUUGCAACAGUAACAGACAAAGUGGGCAACCGUUUUCUGGUUCAUUUUGAUAACUGGGAUGACACGUAUGACUACUGGUGUGAUGCCCGCAGCCCGUACAUUCAUCCCACUGGCUGGUGUCAUGAGAGAAGCCUCCCCCUGACGCCUCCACAGGAUUAUCCUGACCCUGACAGGUUCUCGUGGGAGAGAUAUUUGGAAGAGACGGGCUCAACAGCGGUCGCUGCUGAAGCAUUCAGAGUGCGUCCUUCCCACAGCUUCCAGUUGCAGAUGAAGCUGGAGGCGGUGGAUAAGAGGUGUCCGGGCCUGAUCCGCGUGGCUACGGUGGAGGAAGUGGACACUUACAGAAUAAAGAUUCAUUUUGAUGGUUGGAGCCACUUGUAUGACGAGUGGAUGGACUCAGACCAUCCAGACGUCCACCCUGCUGGCUGGUGUGAAGGCACAGGACACCCCCUCAAACCUCCACCCUGCCAACCCAUCACCCAGAAACCUGGUCCCAGGGAGACCCUGACAGCCCGACAGCCCAACUUCUCCUUGUCCUAUAAAAGUCUGCCUCAGCCACGCAACCCCUCCAAAUACAGCUUCCACCACAGAAAGUGCCCUACUCCGGGAUGUGACGGGUCAGGUCAUGUGACCGGGCGUUUUACGGCGCAUCACUGUUUAUCUGGCUGUCCGUUGGCUGAGAGGAACCAGGGCCGACUCAAGGCGGAUCUCUCUGAUACAGAAGGAUCCAGGCGUAACCUGCUGGUCUUCGGCCAGAGAGCAAAAAAGUCACGAUAUCACGGCAGGAUCGGUCGCCCCCCUAAAUAUCGUAAAAGUCAGCAAAGAAAUUGUCAGAGUAUGACGGCGGAAGGGAUGUACCCUUCUCUCUUCAUGACGGCAUUUACUGCCAACUCUGACCGAACCCUGUCUCUCUGCUGGGAGCAGCACUGUAAACUACUGCCUGGGGUUGCCGGAGUUCAUGCUAGUCAAGUAGCUUCCUGGACUAUAGAGGAGGUCUUUGGAUUUGUUAAUAAUCUUAUUGGUUGUGAGGAGCAGGCCCAAAUUUUCAAAGAUGAAAUGAUCGAUGGAGAGGCCUUCCUUCUUCUGACUCAAAAUGAUAUUGUGAAGAUCAUGAAUAUAAAGCUAGGACCAGCGCUGAAGAUUCACAACGCCAUUUUAGUGUUCAAGAGCACAGACGAAGGCCUGAAGUGAGCAACUCGUCUCCAAGCUCCUCAUGCCGCAACGAUCCAUUCAGAAUCCGCCAUCUAAUCACGUGUUUGGUGUUUAACGUCUGAACCCACCAGAGAGAGAGAGAGAGAGACAACCAGAGCAGGAUGAACGAAACAUGAAACAGUACAGCCUAGCUGAGCUUCGAUGCUGCUUUAUUUCAAAAGCGAAAUGACACGUUCUGAUAAAGAACAACCCGAUCUGAAACCACCGCGCAGGAUUUUUUGUAUUUGGAGAGUUAACUGAAAUCUACAUUUGUUCUCAGUGUGUGAAGUGAAAUAUCAGGGCAGAUUUCAGUUGAUUGGUGCUACUGUCCCCUUUAUUAGCGCCCUGAUGGUGUUUAUGCACUUUACCUGAGGAGCCACUAGAGGGAGCUGUCCUUUAGACAAUCUGAGCCAACUAAACCAAUUGUUUGGGGACCGUUAACUAUAUUUGC
This is a messenger RNA of Rhinichthys klamathensis goyatoka, 1804 nucleotides long. RefSeq names its product L3MBTL histone methyl-lysine binding protein 1 (gene l3mbtl1). The transcript is spliced from 12 exons. Gene Ontology annotation, cellular component: nucleus. NCBI's taxonomy places the organism in Eukaryota, Metazoa, Chordata, Actinopteri, Cypriniformes, Leuciscidae. Gene Ontology annotation, biological process: regulation of DNA-templated transcription. The record is from RefSeq and is a predicted model, not a curated record. Gene Ontology annotation, molecular function: protein binding; zinc ion binding. The annotation marks the transcript as partial.